Molecule: messenger RNA, 647 nt
Organism: Macadamia integrifolia
Lineage: Eukaryota; Viridiplantae; Streptophyta; Magnoliopsida; Proteales; Proteaceae
Exons: 3
Coding region: 188-421 (77 amino acids)
Source: RefSeq, a predicted model, not a curated record
CCACUUUAAAGUAGUCUCAUGCGUUUGGAUUCUUCUCCCCGUCCAGUCGGGUUCGAAGCUCUCAUCUUUUUUCUCGGCUUCUCUUUCUCUCUAUCCCUCCGCCUCAUCCUCCUCCUCCUCCUCCGUAGCCGCCCCUUGUAAGGAGAAGCUAGGGUUUUUUCUUUUGUUUCCCGUCGUUUUGGUCAGUAUGGGGGGAGGCAACGGGCAGAAAGCCAAGAUGGCUAGAGAGAAGAACAUGGAGAAGGCGAAGGCCGCCAAGGGUAGCCAACUGGAAUCCAACAAAAAAGCGAUGUCGAUCCAGUGCAAGGUAUGCAUGCAGACUUUCAUCUGCACCACAUCGGAGGUGAAGUGCAGGGAGCAUGCAGAAGCGAAGCAUCCCAAAUCUGAUGUCUACGCAUGCUUCCCACAUCUCAAGAAAUGAGAGUUUGUGGAGGUUGGGAAGAGAACAUGUAGAAUUAUGUUAGAUCGUCCUAGUUUGAUUCCUAGGAAUCCCUUAAAACUUGUGUGUUGCCUACUGAAGACCAUAUGUGAAAUAUGUUUAUUGACCAUGGAUUGCCACUCUUAUCUUUAUGAUCUCUCCUUUCACAGUGUGGUGCUCUCUCUAUAAAUUUAAUUAAAUGAAAAGUUGCCUUGGUAUUUAGAUGGAA